This is a messenger RNA of Bubalus bubalis (water buffalo), 4880 nucleotides long. Its product is annotated as transcription factor SPT20 homolog. Gene Ontology annotation, molecular function: transcription coregulator activity. Gene Ontology annotation, cellular component: SAGA complex. NCBI's taxonomy places the organism in Eukaryota, Metazoa, Chordata, Mammalia, Artiodactyla, Bovidae. Bases 152 to 2578 code for a protein of 808 amino acids. The transcript has a single exon. Gene Ontology annotation, biological process: regulation of transcription by RNA polymerase II. The record is from RefSeq and is a predicted model, not a curated record.
CCCAGGUAUUUUGUGCUCUGCUUAUUGAGGGGCGGGUUUCUUGGUGUUUAUUUUGAGGUACACUGCUCGCUCCACUGUGGAGUGGCCGCAUUUGCAAGACUGAGUUCAUCGCCCACUUCCAUGUGCUCUUCUUACAGGGUCCCCAUCUUGUAUGAUCAUGCAGCAGGCUCUAGAGCAAGCUUUGGAUCGUGCGGAGUAUGUCAUUGCAAGUGCCCAACAAAGACCUCCAAAAAGGAAAUACUCAUCGAGCGGAGAGGCGUCUCUCCAGGAAAAACUGUAUGACAUUUAUGUUGAAGAAUGUGAAAAACAGCCUGAGGUUACGGAGGAAUUAAGAAGCAACGUGAACCUGUUAGAGAAGCUUCUUAGGAGAGAGUCGUUGCCCUGUUUGGUGAUCAACCUGUACCCAGGAAAGCAGGGCUAUUCCCUGAUGCUCAAAGGGAAACAUGGAUCAUAUUCAGAGAGCAUUCCGCUGGCUUAUGAAGAAGGGGAACUGCUUGAAUACUUGGAUGCAGAAGAAUUACCUCCUGUAUUGGUGGAUCUCCUGGAAAAGUCUGCAGUUAACGUUUUUCAUCAGGGGUGUGUCAUAGCAGAGAUACGGGACUACAGGCAGUCCAGUGCCGGGGAACCUCCACGUUACCAAAGCAGGCAUAUUCUCUUACGUCCCACCAUGCAGACUUUAGUCUGUGAUGUAGAGGCCAUAUCCAGUGAUGACCAGAACUGGACCCAGGAGGAUAAACUUUUGCUUGAGAGCCAACUGAUCUUAGCUACAGCGGAACCACUGUGUCUAGACCCUUCUGUAUCAGUAGCCUGCAUUGCAAACAGACUGCUCUAUAACAAACAAAAGCUAAACACUCUUCCCAUGAAAAGGAGCCUCAAGAGGUUUUCGGCGCCUGCUUUGAAUCGGCAACAGAAGCUGUCCCAUUGUCCACCUCCUCCUGAGCUAAGAAUCCUGACUUCUUGCAAAAAAAUAAGAGAAAGUAAAACAAGUGAGCAUCAUGGCCUUAAGACUUUUAAAGCAGGCAAGUGUGUAGAUACGUGGAUACAGAGACCCUGUAACUUGGCUGUCCCUGCUCAAGUGGAUGUGCAGAAAUAUGCUACAGGGAAGAAGCCUGUCAGAUAUGAGGAGCCACAACCAACCCAGGAGGUACUAGGUGAUUCUGCAGUUGGAUGUGAGGCUGCCUACCAAUCCCAGGCAACAAGGUUAACCGUCAGGCAGCCAACUGAUAAUUCACUUGCCCCUGGAAAUGGGUCUGAGAACGAAGCCACAAGGGAGAGAGAGCCGUGUCUGCCCCAGCCCUCCACAGAUGACCAGUUCAAGAGUUUCCUGCCCAGGCCACAGACUGAUGCUGCGAGAGUGGUCAGUCGAUCUGAGCAACUGGUCCAGAAGAGCGCCCAGCGUCCAGUGCAGCUGUCACCCAGCUCCAGUGGCUCAGCCCAUCUCAGGCAGCCUUCUCCAGGGACACAGUCAGCACAGCCUAGGGCCACGUCCACCCAGUCCUCAGUGCCAGACUGGGGAGCCAGACCUCCACCCCCACUCAAGAGACGUCCCUGGAGCCUAGAGAAGAGCUCCGGCAGUGACAGCUUUACCUCACAGCAGGCGGGCAGCUCUCAGGCCCAUCCGUCUGCUGGCCCUGCUCCUCAGCCACCCAGUCUUUCCCAGAGAUCGUCUGUGCAGCUGAACAGAGGUAGCUCCCUUCCUGCGGCCGCCCCGUCCACCACAGGCACGUUACAAAGAACCCCGGACGUCCAGGUCACGACCAUCUCCCCUGGCCUGAAGGUCAUCAGACUAGUGGGCCCCUUUUGCUGUAGCCAGGCCUCAGGGAGAGGGUGUGCCCCUAGGGCCCCCGCUCCUGUGGGGAUCCAGCUGGGCCAGCGGCCCGCAGGAUCUCGGCUACCGAACCGGAGGUCCACGCCACCGCCGCUGCUUCCUCGUCCUCCUCCCCCUCCUCCCAGAACCAUUCAGGUGCUUUUGAAAAACACUUCAGACCUCAGGCCCUUUGCUCUGGUGGAGCUCCCCCGCAGUUCACUGGUCUGGAGCAGCCAGCAGCAAGCCCCGCAGCAGUGUGUCUACCAGCUGGUUCCCCAGCGGGCCCCGCAACGGCCUCAGCCGCCAGCGGCCCAGGCUUCAGGCAUGUGGCGUCCAGGGGCACAGACCCCACGAACACAAGCCUCAGGGCCACGGUGUCUGAGCGCAGAGACCCCAGGGCCACAGGGUCGAAGUCCACAGUGUCCGGGUUUACAGGCUCCAGGGGCACAGGGUGUUGCCCGGCCCAACACCACCAUCCACGCCCAGCCAGCAGUGGUGGUUCACCUCCGACGGCAGCAGGACUCCCUGCAGCCCCGGGUGCCCGGGUUGUCUCCACCAGGCUCUGUCCAGAGCCGCCCGGGGCUGAGCAUCUCGCAUCACAGGAUCCAGGCCUCACUGGCCCCGUGCCGGCCGAUUUACUGGAGGGUGGUGCGGUGCCCAGUGGCUGCAGCCCCCACAGCCCCCACCGUGCUGCCCCCUCGGGGCCCCAAUCCAGGCAGCCAGACGGCAGGGACCCCCGAGGGAGGCCCCCCAGCCACCCCCAAGCCCUGAGGCCUGCCUGGUUUUCUCUCUCUAAAAAAAUAAAAUCCAAGAGCAGCCACCAAAUGAAUCCUGAGUGCCAACCUCAUUUGGGUUUUUUUUAAAAUGUGUCACUAUUUUACAUUCUUGGAUGUGCAGACCUUCCACAGAGGCACAAUUUUUACAUACAAGCCCCGAAGGUCUUUAAUAAACUGGGAUUAUUUCACUUAAGCCAUGGCUUUGGUGGUGGUUGUGGACAGUUAUUUUUUUUGUGAUGUUCUCAAGUGUAUCCAGACACAAACUAGAGUCAGUUUAAACUCCUGAAGCCUUGUUAUUUCUCUCAGGCAAUAAAACUGUAAUACCAAGAAAGUAAAAAUUAGUAUUAACAAGAUGACUUUUAAAUUUUUAGAUGAGUUACUAACACAUGAACUCUGGCAUCUUCACCAUUUCACGUGUCCAGCUCACUGGUGUUUAGUAGACUCACCUUGUCGUACAACACAUCUCUAGGAUACUUUUGUGCUUGCGCAAGUGAAACUCUCUCCCCAUGGAGCACCAACUCCUCGGGUUCCGUCUCCCCCCGCCCCCGCCCCCGCCCCCGCCCUCUACUUUCUGGGUCUCUGAGUCUGGCUGUGGUAGAUUCUUCCUAGAAGUGGGGCCCUGCAGUUGUCAUCUUCGGUGAGGGGCUAAUUUCACUGAGCAUCCUGACCUCGAGGUCCAUCCCUGUUAGCAUGCCACAGGAGGGUCGUGGCUUUUUACAAAGGGUUUCACUGUACAUAAUCUACAGUGAAGUGGCCUAUGAAAUAUUAGAAACAUCCUUCAGAAGAGAAUGCACUUCCAUAUUUGUUAAGUUUUUGCACAGUGUACGAAAUGCAAUUUUUACACAUUUUGGAUGAGAAAAAGCUAAACAUACCAAAAAUUGAUCUUAUCACUUUAGAGACCCUGGACCCCUGCAGGUGUGCAGCAGGGGGUGGGGCACUUGCUUGCAUGGUUGUCCCCAGCCCAGGUGCUCCAGGCUGCAGCUUUGAAAAGGCACUUCUGGGAUGUGGUUGUCUCUCUAUAAAAUCAUUUACAUUUUUGAGAUCCCUGGGUUGUUUGCAGAAGGUAAAUAGCUAAAUGUUUGGAAAUGAGUCAAUUUGUUUGUUUUUUUAGGUGUUUUCAACCUUGUUACAUUCGAGGUGACGUCCCCCUGCCCCCUUCCCUUCUGUCUCUUGCUGAGUGAUCACCCAUGGAUCAGCCGCCCCUGCUUCCUCUUCUCUGUUUUUUUCCCUUCUUUCUUAUUUCAAUGGGGCUCAAAAGAUCCCUGAACUGUUCUGUUUACUUCAUCCCUUUCUUCCCCCGCUUUUUUUAUUGUGGUAAGUUUACGUAAGAAUCGCCUAUUUUAAAGUGUACAAUUCAGUGGCAUUUACUCCAUUUACAAUGUUAUGCACCCACAGCCUCUAUUUCCAAAACAUUGUCAUCUCCCAAGGCAAAUCUCUGCACCCAUUCAGCACUCUCUUCCCAGCUUCCUCUCCCCCAGCCCAGGAAACCACCGAUUUAAAUUCUGUCUCUAUGGACUUCCCCAUUCUCCAUUUUUCCUAAGAACGGAAUCAGAGACUAUCUGACCUUUGCUAUCUGGCCCCUUUCACUUGGCAUGAUGUUUUCGAGGUUCAUCCAUGUUGGCACAGGUCUCAGUACUUCCUUCCUUUUUAGGGUUGAAUUCCCUUUCCUUGUGUGUGAACACCAGAUUUUGUUUAUCCACUAUGUGUUGAUGUACAUUUGAGUUGUUCCCACCUUUUGCCAUUGUGAAUAGUAUGGCUCUGAACAUUUGUGUACAAGUAUCUGAAUGCCUCUUAUAUUUUGUUCUUAUAACUUUGAAGGAGAAUUUGCUUAUAAAAUUAUUUUUUCUAAGUAUACAUAUAUGCCUUUUGCCGUAACCAAGUAAAGGGAAGUUUGGUCUGGCAGUUUCAAAAGAGAUGAGCGAAGAGACAGAUAACAGGCGGGUCUUACUCGAUCGACCCAGCUGUACUAAUGCGCUACAGAUCCUGUUAAGGACAGAUUUGAUCAGCUUGAGGUCAACAACGCAGAGAGGCCAGCGGAGUGACCCUGAGUCCAUUGGAGCUUCAUGCAGCCCACCCUGGACAUCUUCGGGAAUGGUGCCUGCGCUUUUAAGGAGUGAAGCAGUGCAAUGGCCAAUUGCAAAGAAGAGUUUAUGCUCAGCUUGUGAGCCAACCAGACACCAGAACUCAGAAUUUGUGUACCUCCUUUGUUCUGUCCUCACUGAUCUUUUCAAGUGCAGAUGGUGACACCAGCUGAAGUCCUGCUCCCUUCCCAGACAAGCAAAUAAAUGCAGCUUUGU